AAUAAGAAGGAAUAUUCUCCUCUCUGUUUUUUUGUCGUCUGUACAACAGUAAAAGUACGAUGUUCACUCGCGGGAGAUUAUUGUGAAAUUGAAGCAGUCGAAACAAAUCGACUUGCCAAUUUUCUCAAAGUUAAAACCUUCAAUUACUUGUUCAGCGGUCUUCACAGGGUGAGCAUGGAGAUGGUGGUGACCGUCUCGUCGCUGGGGGCGACCACUCUGAUCAGCCGAGGAGCGCCGGCACCGCCGCGGAGCAAGCGCAGCACCCUAUCCCAGCGGCCGUAUCGGUGGUGGAAGACGCGGCGGAGGCGGAAGAGGAAGAAGCGGAGGGAGAUGGAGUUGGGUAGGAGGCCCGCUGUCACUAAGGGGAGCUUGAGGAUGAAGGGGAAGAGGAGGGAAGCCAGGAUCUGGAAGUUGCUGUGGCCGCCGCCGCCGAGGAGGGCAUUUAGCUUCCCGAUCGCCGCCAAGUGGACUCCCAUCGAUCCUCACCUCGGCAUAAAAAGGACAAGGGCUCGAUCGGAUCAGACCAGAUUUGGGUUCAAAUCUAGGGCUUAAAUGAAGAGAUCAAGCUUUGGAGUAAUAUGGAUCGUCCAUUCAAGACUUGAGGAGAUCUGAGCCAUCUAUCAUGAUCCAGUCCAUCCAAGCCACAGGGGAGUAGAUCACGACCAUUGAUCAAGAUCUGAAGAUUUGGAACUGAUUUGGAGUAAUUUUAACCGUUGGAUCAAUCCGGAUAAAUCACAGCCAUCUGUUCUAAUCUUAAUCAGUUUUAAAUGGGAUGAGAAGCUACAGUGAUGGCGUGAAUUUUCUACAGUAGCGCGUCAAGAAACAGGGGUGAGCUCGCUCCGGCGAUUUCGAUCCUUUCCACCACCGGCGAGUAAGCGAGGUCAAGGGCAUCCCUUCCUCUAGCUGAAAUCCAUCCAUUAGCAACUGGCGACGCCACUUCAUCCUUUUGUUCCAUAUCUGAUUGCAAUUUCUGCCGCGACUUCGUGCGAGGAAGAAGAAGCAAAGAAGGAGAAGCAAUUCGGUGGUUUAAGCUGAUUCCUUUGUCUUCCGGCCAGUUAUCUUCCUUUCUUGAAGCUCCACACCCAUCUCUGAUUGAAGCUUUGCCGAUCAUCAACAACGCCAAGUUAUUCUGUUUGUCUUCAUCGCCGAGUUCUUCAUCCGAUGCACACUAAAUCCAAGCUAGGGUUUCUCCAGUUUGAUUAGUGUGAAUCCUCUGAAUGCUAGUUUCUUCAUCUCUAUUUGAAUUCUAGUUUUGUUGUAGUUGAUCAAUGCAUAGUUGAUUCAAAUUCCCUUGCUAUUGCUUUGAAACCUUCGGUUAAGGUCAUUU
Messenger RNA from Zingiber officinale, 1327 nucleotides. RefSeq lists its product as uncharacterized. Lineage: Eukaryota; Viridiplantae; Streptophyta; Magnoliopsida; Zingiberales; Zingiberaceae. The transcript is spliced from 2 exons. The coding region runs from base 175 to 552 and encodes 125 amino acids. The record is from RefSeq and is a predicted model, not a curated record.